UAAUGCAUAAUCUUCCUCUCUUUCUUGCUCUCUGCGGCUCUCACCCACCUUACGUAGAUGUGCAAGUUUUAAGAGGAUUAUGGCAAAGGGGAACACAAAGCAAUUCACCUAUCAUCCCGCCUGAUUCUGUCUGUCUGCACAUGCACACACGGACAAACACACACACACGCUGCAACGGACUGCAGUCAAUAAGAGGAACCUAGGACCAACAGGAACAGAGUGAGAGAGAAGAGGAGCCACUGUGAGGAUGCAGGAGUAUGAUAUUAUAGUGCUUGGAACCGGACUUAAGGAAUGUAUCCUCUCUGGUUUAAUGUCUCAAAGUGGGAAAAAGGUCCUUCACAUUGACAAGAAUCCUUAUUACGGAGGAGAGAGUGCAUCCAUUUCUCCGCUUGACGAGCUCUUCAAGAAAUUUAAAGUUCCAGGUCCUCCCAAGUCCUUGGGCCGUGGGAAAGAGUGGAACGUUGACCUCAUCCCCAAAUGUUUUCUUGCAACUGGUCAGCUGGUGAAAAUCCUGGUGCACACAGAAGUUACUCGCUAUCUGGACUUCAAAGUGGUUGAAGGCAGCUACGUUUACAAAGCAGGCAAACUGCAUAAAGUCCCUGGAACAGAGGAAGAGGCUCAUACCUCAGAUCUUAUGGGGAUGUUUGACAAGAGGAGGUUCAAGAAGAUGCUGCUCUUCGCCCAGAAUUUUGACUUGAGAAACCCUCGCUCUCAUCAGGAUGUGGAUCCUCACAAAACAACCACACGGGACCUGUUCACUCGCUUUGAUCUAGGACUAGAUGUCAUAGAGUUCACAGGUCAUGCCAUAGCGCUACAUAGCAACGAGAGUUACCUGGACCAGCCCUGUCUGGAAACCAUUAACCGGAUCAGGCUUUACUGUGAGUCUCUCACCCGCCACCACUCCAGUCCAUACCUCUACCCUGUGUACGGCCUGGGUGAACUGCCACAGGGAUUUGCCAGGUUGAGUGCAGAGUACGGAGGAACCUUCCUGCUGAACAGGGCCGUGGACGAGAUUGUGAUGGAGAACGGCAAAGUGAAGGCUGUGAAAUCUGAGGGGAAGCUGUUCCACUGUAAACAGUUAAUCUGUGAUCCCAGCUACGUUCCCAACCGAGUCAGGAAGGUGGGGCGUGUCGUGAGGGCGAUCUGUUUAUUAAACCACCCGGUUAAAAACACUCACGAGGCCAACUCCUGUCAAAUCAUCAUCCCUCAGACACAGCUCCACAGGAAGUCAGACAUUUAUAUAUCUGUGGUGUCCUAUGCCCACAAUGUGGCCUCAGAUGGGAUGUAUAUUGCCACAGUGAGCACGGCCGUAGAAACCAGCAGCCCGGAGAAGGAGGUGCAGCCGGGGCUGGAGCUUCUGGAGCCCAUCAUGCAAAAGUUUGUGUCUGUCAGCAACCUGAUGGUCCCAAACGAAGACGGACAGAAAAGUCAGAUAUUUGUGUCUCGCUCUUACGACGCAACAAACCACUUUGAGAAUGAAUGUGAAGACAUCAAGGACAUGUACCGCCGUCUCACUGGGGCAGCGCUCUCCUUUGGAGGGUCACGACACCAGUCUCAUAACUCUGAUGACGACUGAGAAGGUCUUUCAGCCAGGAGGCCACGACAGAUGAUCAUACUACAGAGUGUUACGUAGCAUGUAGAGUGUGUUGUGCGUGUGCUAUUUAAAGCACUAUUUAAGGCAUGGAAGGUUUUCAUUUCCUCAAUUUAUUUCCUGUAAUUUCCCCUCUGCAAAAUAUUGUUGCUGUUUGUAAAACAGAAGUUUCUUUUGUCAGUUUUAUAAUUUCCUUAUUCUGACUUAAUAUUUUGUUAUGAGACAAGUUCAAAAAAAAAAAAAAAAAAUCAGCAAUGCAACUUACUGCAUGCUGUUGACAAAACAGUUCAGAAGACAACUUCAAUAUAUUUGUUAGCAGUUUACGUAACUCAGAAGUCAACUGAAUGUAUAUUAUUAACAUGCAUUCAUGUAAUACUUUUACAGACAGGAGAAUGUGACCUGAGUGGAGCAGAUUAUCCUUCAUUUUUCUUGAGCACCAGUAGUAAAAGUAAUCAGGCGGCAGCCUGCAUGUGAUUGACAGGAUUUAGUGGUUCAGACUGACGCUGGGCGUGCUGCACAGAGGCAGAUGAUUAGAGAUGAAUCACAGUGAUGUGUAGAGGAUUUGUGGAUUCUCUCGUGGACGGGGCUUACGUGUGAGAAGGACAAAGCCCCAGAAUUAUGUCAUAUGAUGCACACGCAGCUUUGUGAGUGGCAUCGCUGCUGGAGGCAGAGGACAAA
Molecule: messenger RNA, 2269 nt
Organism: Mugil cephalus (flathead mullet)
Lineage: Eukaryota; Metazoa; Chordata; Actinopteri; Mugiliformes; Mugilidae
Exons: 11
Coding region: 248-1576 (442 amino acids)
Biological process (GO): vesicle-mediated transport; small GTPase-mediated signal transduction; protein transport
Cellular component (GO): cytoplasm
Molecular function (GO): Rab GDP-dissociation inhibitor activity
Source: RefSeq, a predicted model, not a curated record